This is a messenger RNA of Anopheles maculipalpis, 9008 nucleotides long. It is a transcript of the gene rhea, whose product is annotated as talin-2. Lineage: Eukaryota; Metazoa; Arthropoda; Insecta; Diptera; Culicidae. The transcript is spliced from 11 exons. Gene Ontology annotation, molecular function: actin filament binding; integrin binding; structural constituent of cytoskeleton. Gene Ontology annotation, cellular component: focal adhesion; ruffle; plasma membrane. The record is from RefSeq and is a predicted model, not a curated record. Bases 183 to 9008 code for a protein of 2941 amino acids. Gene Ontology annotation, biological process: cell-cell adhesion.
AACCCGAUACCUGCGGUUCGAAACGCUUCUGCGCUUCACCGAAACAAACAGCCCACAAUCAUCAUAAAUCAACAUAUGCGAGAAGGAUUGUCCCCGGUGGGAACGGCUAACGGCUUGGAAGAUCUUACGCAUUACUAACGCUUCACUAGAGCAGCCACCAUAGCAGGAGCUCAGUCACGAGGAUGUCCACACUUUCCCUACGGAUCAGCCUCGAGGGAGGCCGGGUGACAAAGACGAUCCAGUUCGAUCCGAGCACGACCGUGUUCGAUGCGUGUCGCAUCAUCAAGGACAAGUUCGCGGAAGCGGUGCAGGGACAGGCGCAGGAGUUCGGUCUCUUCCUAGCGGACGAUGACACCCGGCAAGGGGUGUGGCUGGAACCGGCCCGCAACCUGGGCUACUACAUGCUGCACAACCAUGAUGUGCUCGAGUACCGACAGAAGCACCGGACGCUGCGCGUUCGCAUGCUGGACGGUGCCGUCAAGACGAUCCUGGUCGACGAUUCGCAGCCUGUGUCCCAGCUGAUGGUGGUUAUUUGUACAAAAAUUGGCAUUACCAACCACGAGGAGUAUGGGCUGGUGCGCGAAGAUCCGGAAGCACAAAACGAAAACCAGCCCGACAAUCGCUCCAACACUGGCACGCUCACGCUGCGUCGAAAGGCGCAGGAAAAGGAGCGGGACGCGAAGAUGGAAAGCUUGCGGAAGAAGCUACGCACGGAUGACGAAAUAAAUUGGGUUGAUGUGGGGAAAACGUUGCGCGAGCAGGGUAUCGACGAACAGGAAACGGUACUGCUGCGGCGCAAGUUCUUCUACUCCGAUCAGAAUAUUGACUCGCGUGAUCCGGUACAGCUGAAUCUGUUGUACGUGCAGGCACGUGACGCCAUCCUUGAUGGUACGCAUCCCGUCACGCAGGACAAGGCGUGCGAAUUCGCCGGUAUUCAGGUGCAGAUCCAGUUCGGUGAUCACAACGAGGCAAAGCACAAAACUGGAUUCUUGGAUUUGCGUGAAUUUCUUCCCGCUUCGUACGUGCGCACAAAGAACAUCGAGCGAAAGAUAUUUGCCGAACAUCGGAAGCUCAUCGGUCUGUCCGAGCUGGACGCGAAGUAUGUGUACACGAAAACUGCCCGCGAACUUCCGACCUACGGUGUAACGUUCUUCUUGGUGAAGGAGAAAAUGACUGGCAAGAAUAAGCUUGUGCCGCGCUUGCUAGGUGUAACGAAGGAUUCCGUUCUUCGGCUUGAUGAAACGACGAAAGAAAUUAUGAAAUCGUGGCCCCUCACGACCGUACGUCGUUGGGGUGCAUCGCCGAACACGUUUACACUGGACUUUGGUGACUAUGCCGAUUCGUACUACUCGGUACAGACGACGGAAGCAGAACAGAUUGUGCAGCUGAUUGCUGGCUACAUUGACAUCAUUCUGAAGAAGAAACAGGCGAAAGAUCACUUCGGUAUCGAGGGUGAUGAAGGGUCUACCAUGGUGGAGGAAAGUGUCGCACCGUCCAAGGCCACCUUCCUGCAACACGAAGAGACGAAUAAGUCCGGCAAGGUGGAAACUCACUCCAUUGCAAAGCCGGCCAUUAUGCGUGGAACAGACGGUGAACGGCCGUACGGCACUGGCGAGAUGCAAUCGAUACAAUACGGUGCCAUCGUCGGUCAGGUCAACCUGGCACACCAGCCACCGAUGUUACAACAAACGCGCAUCAGUUCGGUACUUUCGGAGCCACAGCGUGCACUAUUAGGAUACAUUUCCGCCGGUCAGGAAGCACUGAACCGGGCAGAGAAGGAUCUAGAAACGAAGGUACAGUUGCCACCACUCGGAACCGAUCCAGGAUCGUUGCAAUGGCGCGAAGAAACGCUCGACACUUCGAAGCAAACCGUCACGACGCAUCUGGCCACGAUGAAUGCGGCCACGGCACAGGUUGUUACCGCUUCCCAGCCGGAUGAGAUCGAUCACGAAGCGGUCGGUGCCGCCGUAUCGCAAAUCACCCAAAGCAUACCGGAGGUGACGAAAGAGGUGCGACUGAUUGCGGCCCUAAUGGAUGACGAUUGCACGGGCGAUAAGUUGCUGGAAGCGACACGUAAGCUCUGCAACGCAUUUAGCGAUCUGUUGCGAUCGGCCGAACCGGAAAGCAAGGAACCGCGUCAAAAUCUGCUAAAUGCGGCAACGCGCGUUGGUGAAGCCAGCGGUCAGGUGCUGAGCACGAUCGGUGAGGAAAGCGUCGAAAGCCGUGAACUGCACGACAUGCUGCUCGGAUUGGCAAAGGCGGUCGCUAACACGACGGCUGCAUUGGUGUUGAAGGCAAAAUCGAUUGCGGCCGUCACAGAAGAUGAGGCAACGCGCAAUAAAGUUAUUGGAGCAGCAAGUCAGUGUGCUCUCGCAACCAGUCAGCUCGUAGCAUGUGCACGUGUCGUUGGACCAACCAUUCAAAGUCCGGCAUGUCGGGAACAGCUAGAAGCGGCUGCCCGUGAAGUUGCCAAAGCCGUGGCUCACCUGGCCGAAGUGUGCAAUGAAGCGACCGACAAUCAACAGCUCCGAGGUGAUCUAACGGCUGCAGCGAAGGAUGUCUCCAAAUCGCUCACCGAUCUGCUCGAACACAUCAAGCUGAGUGCCCGCGAGAAGGCACGUCGUGUCGAGAACGAGAACCCUGUCGAUAAUGUGCUUGUCGCUACAGACAUUCUCGUUUCCUCAUCCGAUCCACAAGAGAUGAUCCGACAGGCUCAGCAGCUCGGCAAAGCAACGGCCCAGCUGAUCGAAAGCAUCAAGGGCGAGGCGGAGAGCCAACACGAUUCGAACAUGCAGCGCAAACUGUUAGAAGCGGCCAAGCAGCUUGCAGACGCUACCGCCCGAAUGGUAGAAGCGGCCCGACUCUGCGCUGGCAAUCCACACGAUUCUGCCCACCAGGAAACGUUGCGUGCAGCUGCCGAGGAACUGCGUGUUAUCACGACAACGACGGCAAAUACACCCGCUAUUAAGCGGCAACUGAUUAGUCGUUUGGAGCAGUGCGCUAAGCAGGCGGCUUCUUCUGCUACACAGUGUAUAACAGCGGCUCAGAACUCGCUCAUCCACAGCAACGAUGUGCAGACGAAGGAGAUCUUGUUGCAGGAUUGUCAAGCAGUAGCGGAUCAAAUACCACGACUAGUGGCAGGUGUAAAGAACACAUUGUCUCGGCCCGACGAUCCCAACGCACAGCUGGGAUUGAUCGAUGCGGCUGAGAUGUUCCUUGAGCCGGGUGCGCAGAUGGCUGGUUCUGCUCGCGAACUUCAACCAACGGUGUUGGAUCAGGCAGCGUCACAGCAAUUGGGUCGUUGCGCGGUGAAUUUGACACACGCGAUCCACGACCUUCGUCAGGCGGCUCAUCGUGCUCGGGAAGCUUGUGGCGGUAAUGAGCUGGAUGCGGCAUUGGAGGCGGUACGCAAUCUUCGCAACGUGCUUAGUGAUACGCGCCGUGCAGCGCAGGAAGGCAGUCUACGUCCGCUGCCAGGUGAAACGGCUGACAGUUGCUUCAAGCAGCUAGCGGCCGCCAGUAAUUCUGUUGACGUUUCGAUGCAUCAGUUGAUGAGCGCUGCCCAGCAGGGUAAUCGUACGUACGCGGGAGUGGCAGGUCGCGAUACAGCUCUCGCCCUGGGCGAUUACACCAAGAGCGUCCGUGGAGUGUUGGUAACGACGAAGAAUCCUGCUGUCGUGGACUGUGCGGAUGAAGUGAUCGUAGAUUCGCUCCGUGUUAUUGAGGAAGCCCAACGUACGUUGCAAAACUUGGACAACCAGGAAGCGCUGCUGAUUGCGAUCAAGCGCACGAAACAUUCGCUCGGUCGUACGAUCGACUGUUUGCCGGGUGUGAAGGAUAUUAAUGAGGCGUUCGAGACGGUUACCGACCUGCGUAGCAUUCUCGAUACCGGCGAGUAUCCACCGUCCGAUCGUCCGUAUGGACAGUUGCAGAAUGAGCUAAAAUCAGCCGCGGAUCAGUUGAACGUAGCCGGUGGACAAGUUGCACAAUCGUAUGAUAGCUCCAUCAAGCUGGCCGGUUCAAGCCAAGAGUUCUGUCAUGCAUACAAAGAAUUGCUCACGGUAACGCUUGAGAUGGCCGGCCAGACGGCAGAGGAUCGGGCACGAGAAGAGAUCGUUAAUUCGCUGCGGGGUGUAUCCAACCAGUCGAUCAGUCUGCUCGGAACCGCACGCUAUGUGGCCGGUGAUCCAGAUCGUCCAAAUGCAAAGAACGAACUAUCAUCCGCAGCACGUCUAGUGACGGAAAGCAUCAACCGGCUUGUGGACGUGUGUACUCAGGCCGCUCCGGGUCAGAAGGAGUGCGACGGUGCGAUUCGUAGUAUCGAAUCAUUGCGCCCGUUGCUGGAGUCACCUCAGGAAUCGUUGACCGAUCAGGGAUACUUCGAUUGUCUUGACACUGUGCUGGAAAAGUCACGUACACUCGGCGAAGGCAUGACGGGAAUAGCGAACAAUGCGAAGAACUCGAAGCACGUUGAGUUUGGACAUUCUGUCAACUCUGUUUCGGAUUCUAUUCGUGGAUUGAUUGAGUCUGCUGCCCAGGCGGCUUAUCUUGUCGGUGUUUCCAAUCCGACCAGCGUCGGAGGACGGCCAGGAAUUGUCGAUCAGGCGCAGUACGCUCGGGCCGCACAAGCGAUCCGUCAGAGCUGUGACAUCCUACGGGGACAGACAUCUUCCCAGUCGCAGGUUCUGUCAGCUGCAACUGUGAUUGCCAAGCACACGUCUGUCCUUUGCAAUUCAUGUCGUAACGCGAGCUCCACCACCACGAACCCUGUAGCCAAGCGUCACUUUGUCCAGGCCGCUAAGGAAGUAGCCAACUCAACUGCUACUCUCGUACGCGAAAUUAAGGCUCUCGAUCAGGAUUAUAGUCCAACGUCGCGACAACGCUGUGCGGCCGCGACAGAACCACUGCUGGAGACAGUUUCAUCGCUCUGUCACUUUGCGUCGUCGCCUGAAUUCAUCUCGAUUCCAGCUCGUAUCUCAACCGAAGGUCGUAAGGCGCAAGAACCGAUCCUAACAGCUGGUCGAGGCAUUCUCGAUGGAGCCGUUGAUAUGGUGCGCACAGCGAAGGUACUCGCACUGACACCGACGGAUCCACCCGUGUGGCAGCAGUUGGCUAUCCACAGCCGUAACGUGUCGGACAGCAUCAAACAGCUGGCGUCCAGCAUUCGUGAGAAGGCUCCCGGACAGAUGCAGUGCGAUCAGGUGCUAGAGGUGUUGAAGGAUUGCUCGCGUGAGCUUAACUCGGCUGCUUUAGCGGUCGGCGUUGAUGGGUUACCACAGCGCAAGGACAGCAAUCUGCAGGGAUUCACCAAUCAAUCUCUAAACGCAGCUUCCGAGCUGAUCGAUCGUCUCGAGCCGGUAAAAUCAUCCGCUAAGAAGAACGCCGAAAGUCUCGGCCAUGCAGUCAAUCAGAUUGCAAAGCACAUUGUGCCGCUUACGAAUGGUGUGAUUGGAGCGUGCUCACAGCUAGUCCACUCGGGCCAGCAAACGGUGCUGAUCAAUCAGGUCAAAUCGGUGGUGGAAUGUUGCGCUCAGCUCGUACAAACGGCAAAGCAAGCCGGUGGAAAUCCACGUGCAGCACAUUUCCAUCCCGAGUUGGACGAAGCGGUCGAGUCAACGCGCGAAGCAAUCCAAGAGCUGAACGCUACCGUUGAGCGUCUUUCCACCGAGAACGGUGUCGUGACUGGUCUGAUGGAACAAAUUUCCCGCUCGAUGUCUCGCAUCUCGGACAAGCGCCAAUCGUUCUUGGGUGCCUCCCUGAACGACACGUACGUGGACUACCAGACGCGCAUGGUGCAGAGCGCGAAAGAGAUUGCCCGUUAUGCGAACGAGAUCAACGCGAAGGCGGCUAUCGAUCCGUCCAAGUUGGCCCAACUGUGCGUGGAAAUGACGCACCACUACACGCAGCUGGCACAGGACGCGAUCGGUGCGUCUGCUCUUACUACCUCGCCGGAUGUUGCGAUUCGCAUUCGUAACACGGUGCAGGAUCUUGGACGAUCGGUGAACGUACUAAUCCAAUCGACGACCGGCAUUCGGAAGGAUGAUAGCAGCGGACUGGUAGAGAUUUCUCGUGGUGCUCGCGAUGUGUCGGAAAAGGUUGCACAGGUGCUGGCAGCGCUUCAGGCCGGUUCGCGUGGUACGCAGGCAUGUAUCAACGCUUCCAGUACGGUUUCGGCUAUUAUCAGCGAUCUCGAUACGACGAUCAUGUUCGCUACGGCCGGUACUCUGCAGUCAAGCGAUGAGGAUGGCAAAUUCUCCGACCAUCGUGAACACAUCCUUAAAACGGCUAAAGCAUUGGUGGAGGAUACGAAGAUACUGGUCGCCGGAGCAGCCGGAACGCAGGAUCAGCUUGCAGCUGCAGCACAGAAUGCUGUCACAACUAUUUUACAAUUGGCCGAUGCAGUCAAACAUGGCGCCGCAUCACUCGGUUCCGGUCAGCCCGAUUCGCAAGUGAUGGUCAUUAACGCGGUCAAAGACGUAGCCGCAGCACUCGGUGAGCUUAUAAACGCUACUAAACUCGCCUCCGGCAAGCCCAUUAACGAUCCAGCUAUGAAUGAUUUGAAAGAUAGCGCUAAGGUUAUGGUGAUGAAUGUCACCUCGCUGCUUAAGACGGUAAAAGCCGUCGAGGACGAACACACGCGCGGGACUCGCGCCAUGGAAGCAACGGUCGAUGCCAUCUCCCAGGAGCUUCGCUCGAUGCAGUUCGCACCGGAAAUGAUGCGCUCGAGCAUGCAGCAACUGUCCCGACCGGAGGAUCUCAUCAGCGUCACCAAGCACGUAACGGCAGCGACUGCAAAAGCGGUUGCUGCCGGCGCUUCCAAUCUGCAGGCGGACAUUGCAGCUGCUGCCAACCUGGGCCGAAAGACCAUAUCCGAUAUGCUGAGCGUUUGCAAAUCUGUUGCAUGGUCGUGUGCGGAAACGCCGGAACUGCGACAACGUACGCUCGAUGCUGGUUCGGCGGUGGCCAUCGCAUACCGGGAUUUGUUGGAAGGUAUAUUGAACCACUGCACGGCGGACGAAAGGAUGCAACUGUCGCGACGUGUGGCGAUGUGUGUGACUGAUUUGGUCGGAAUGGCGCAACUAUUGAAGGGAUCGGAUUGGGUCGAUCCGGAUGAUCCGACGGUAAUUGCGGAGAAUGAGCUAUUGGGUGCGGCUGCAUCGAUCGAAGCCGCCGCUAAGAAGCUGGCCAAUUUGCGCCCCCGUCGACAGGAAGUGAAGGAAGCGGACGAGAAUCUGAACUUUGAUGAAAUGAUCCUGGAAGCAGCAAGGUCUAUCAUGGCGGCAUCUUCCUCACUGGUUCGUGCUGCUAACGCUGCCCAGCGCGAGCUUAUCGACCAGGGUAAGGUGGCGAAACGUCCGCUCACCUCCUCGGAUGAUGGCCAAUGGUCAGAGGGAUUGAUUUCGGCCGCACGACUCGUAGCCGCCGCCACGCAUAGCCUCGUCGAAGCGGCCCAAAACCUCGUACAAGGAGUCGGCACUGAGGAGAUGCUCAUAUCGUCCGCCAAACAGGUGGCCAGCUCGACAGCACAACUACUGAUUGCCUGCAAGGUUAAGUCAGACCCGAACUCCGAAACGGGACGACGUUUGCAAGCGGCUGGUAACGCAGUCAUCAAGUCCACCGACAAGCUGGUACAGGCGGCUCAGCAAGCAAUCGAGGGCGAAGAAGAGCACACGCUACGUCUGAAUCGCAACAUGGUGGACGGUAUGGCACAGGAAAUCAAUGCACGCUCGGAGAUUCUGAUGCGCGAACGACAACUUGAGGAAGCGAAGAACAAGCUGAUUGCUAUCCGGCACGCAAAGUAUCGGCAAAAGUUGGGCGGUGGCUUUACGACGGACGAGAGCGAUGAAGGUGGUGUUGCGCCACCACCAUUUGCUGGCUAUGGACAGUCGACAUCACCGAAACCACCUCAAACCUUACCUAAACCGGGCACCUAUUCACCUUCCUCCUUCGGUGGUGUUUCGCCCGGCAACGGUGCUAGCACUAUGCCACGCUUAGGACAGCAGUCUGUAUCGCCUGCAAGUCCCAGCUUCCAGCGACCCGGAUCAGGCAAUCAGUUGCUCACUGCGAAUGCCGUCCCGAAGCCGUACCAGUCGGAUGCGCUGAAGUCCCCAUCAGCCUUGGUGUCACCGUCGAUGUUGAACCGAUCAUACGAUAUGACGCGUGUCGAGAAUUCGAACCUGAGCGCUUCCAAGUUCAACCGUACCCAGUUCGAUGCGGCUGUGCAAGACCUACAGAACAAGGUGCAACCGCUGAGCACGUUCCGAUCGUCGCCCACACAUUCGCACACGAAUGGAGGCGGUGUCGCCGGUAGCUCGCCAGCUCCACAAACGUACGAAGGAUUCACUACCAGAUACGAAACCCGUGUCUUUCAGAAUGCCAAUAACACUAAUCCACAAAGCCCAACCAAUCCGCUAACCACUGUGGAGCAGAAGUUUGCAAAACUUAACCUAGAAAAUCACGAUAUGCAGCAGCAGCAACAGCAACAGCAACAACGCUACCAACAGUCCCAGUCACCUAGCCAUGGUUUUUAUAACAAAUCCGCCACAAGCCCUCCGGCACAAUCCGGCACUAGCACUAGCAGCUUUACCGCAAGUCCCGUAGCAAAUGUCACUAACGCUAUGACUACUAGCUCCUCACCGCAACAGCAACAGUUCCGUCAACAGCAGCAGCUCCAGCAGCAGCAGCAGCAGCAACACUUCCUUCGCACCACCAGCACCACUACCACCUCCUCCUCUGCCACCAUCAACAACAACAACACCUCUGUGCCUUCCGUACCGACGAUUAAAAAUGGUAACGUUAGUCUCUUUGACAGUGGCGCAACCAUUGCGACCACCAAUGUGGGCGGCACUGUAAUAACGGAGGGACAUCGCGAGCACCACUACCAGCAGCAACAGCAACAGCAAGUCAUCCACACCAAAAAGCUCCACAUGACAACAUCCUCCAGCUCCACCUCGUCGACGACGAUGAAAUCAGGCAGUGCUGGCGGACCUGUCCCAGAAUGGAAGUAA